AUGGCCAAGUACCUGGCCCAGAUCAUUGUGAUGGGGGCGCAGGUAGUGGGCAGAGCCUUUGCCCGGGCCCUGCGGCAGGAAUUUGCAGCCAGCCGGGCAGCAGCUGAUGCCCGGGGACGUGCCGGACACCAGUCUGCAGCCGCCUCUAACCUCUCCGGCCUCAGCCUCCAGGAGGCACAGCAGAUUCUCAAUGUCUCCAAGCUGAACCCCGAGGAGAUCCAGAAGAAGUACGAACACCUCUUCAAGGUGAAUGAUAAAUCUGUGGGCGGCUCCUUCUACCUGCAGUCAAAGGUGGUGCGAGCGAAGGAGCGCCUUGAGGAGGAGCUCCGAAUCCAGGCCCAGGAGGACAGAGAGAAAGAGAAGAGGCCACAGACGUGA
Pipistrellus nathusii (Nathusius's pipistrelle) is the source of this 378-nucleotide messenger RNA. The record is from the annotation of a GenBank genome assembly. NCBI's taxonomy places the organism in Eukaryota, Metazoa, Chordata, Mammalia, Chiroptera, Vespertilionidae.